Plasmopara halstedii is the source of this 1638-nucleotide messenger RNA. Its product is annotated as lysine-trna ligase. The record is from RefSeq and is a predicted model, not a curated record. Gene Ontology annotation, cellular component: cytosol; cytoplasm. The transcript has 5 exons. Bases 1 to 1638 code for a protein of 545 amino acids. Gene Ontology annotation, molecular function: ATP binding; tRNA binding; lysine-tRNA ligase activity. Gene Ontology annotation, biological process: lysyl-tRNA aminoacylation. NCBI's taxonomy places the organism in Eukaryota, Oomycota, Peronosporomycetes, Peronosporales, Peronosporaceae.
AUGAUGCUGCGUGCGUGUUUGCGCCAUCGGAGACAUUUGUCGACGGCGUCAACCGUGUCGCCACCAGCAGCAUUAGAGCGUUUUCGAGAUGUAGCAAACUUUAAGCACUAUCCGCAUUUCUUUCCUAUUAUCAUGUCGUUGCGGGAGUAUCAACACAAGUUUAAGACGUUGGAGCCCAAAGCUCGUUGUCCAAAUGUAGCAGUGGCCUUAGCUGGACGAGUGGUUGCAAUUCGUCAUGCCAGUAAAAAUCUCGUUUUUAUCGAUUUACAAAGCGAUGGCCAUACGGUGCAAGUGCUUUCCGAGGUGAAACACUUUCAAGGAAGUAAAGAUGAAGGUGGAGAAGAUACAGAGAGUAUUAAAAAAGAGUUUCUUGCCGUGCACGAGAGUUUACGUCGAGGUGAUAUUAUUGGUGUAAAGGGAUUUCCUGGCAAAUCUGGAAAAGGAGAGCUGAGUAUCAUUCCUAAGCAAUUGGAAGUAUUGGCGCCUUGUAUUCAGCCUUUUCCAAAUAGCAAAUAUGGCAUCAAAGAGCCGGAGAUUCGGUUUCGCAAGAAAUAUCUUGACCUGUUGACAAAUCCAGAAGUGCGACCGAUUUUUCACACGCGUGCAAAAGUUAUUCAAGGCAUUCGACGAUAUCUUGAAGAUCGGGACUUUAUAGAGGUGGAGACACCAAUGCUGUACGCAGCAGCAGGAGGUGCGGCUGCACAGCCUUUUGUAACAAAUUCUCGCGCUCUGGGCAAGGAUUUGUACCUGCGCAUUGCUCCCGAGCUAUUUCUAAAGCAACUCGUGAUUGGUGGCUUCGACCGUGUAUUCGAAAUUGGCAAGGUGUUUCGAAAUGAAGGCAUUGACGCGACGCACAAUCCAGAGUUUACCAUGUGUGAGUUUUACCAGGCUUACGCAGAUUAUAACAUGCUAAUGGAUACGGCACAAGAGAUGAUUUCGAGUAUUGUCAAAGAUGUGACGGGAUCGUUCAAAAUUCAGUAUCCUUUGGAUGAGGUCAAUGAAGGAGCUUGCAAUGCUAUCGUAGAGAUCGAUUUCACACCACCUUUCAAACGACUUUCGAUCCUUGAAACUCUUGAGGAUUGUAUUGGUGAAAAGCUCCCAGACGUCAAUUCUUCAGAUUCAAUCCCAGCACUGUUGGAGCUGUGCAAGCGCCAUAACGUGGAGUGUGCCAAGCCACACACAUGCACGCGUCUCAUGGACAAGUUAAUUGGACAUUUUAUUGAACCCAAGUGUAUCAAUCCGACGUUUCUUUAUGACCAUCCUACUUGCAUGAGCCCACUCGCUAAAGCGCAUCGCAACAAAGAGAACGUUACGGAACGCUUUGAGCUUUUUGUAGCGGGAAAAGAAUUGUGCAAUGCCUAUACGGAAUUAAAUGAUCCAUCUGAUCAGCGCCAGCGGUUUGCAGCGCAACAAGUGGAUCAGCAACGCGGUGACAAUGAAGCACACCAAAAAGAUGAUGAGUUUUGCACAGCGCUCGAGUAUGGCUUGCCACCAACUGGAGGGUUUGGAAUUGGCGUUGACCGCUUGGUCAUGCUGCUUUCAGGCAAGCUGCAUAUUCGGGAGGUGAUUUUGUUUCCAGCCAUGAAACCAAAACUCGACAUUCCAUAUUCCGAUCGCAUGCCGAAAGCAGCUCCUUGA